Effrenium voratum is the source of this 2244-nucleotide messenger RNA. NCBI's taxonomy places the organism in Eukaryota, Dinophyceae, Suessiales, Symbiodiniaceae. The record is from the annotation of a GenBank genome assembly.
AUGAACUUCAGCAGCCUCUGCUCCAGGGACCAAGAGUCCGUGCGGAGGGCUGCUGAGCUCAGUGCCGCCGUGUAUCGGGAGCCCACAGGCAAGGAGACAGAUUUUCAGGACAUCUACAGCGUCAACCGUGCCAUGUUCUGGACACAGCCUGGCGCUGUGGCCUUUCGAGGCACCAAUAAUUUCUCGAACGCGAUUCAAGAUGUGCAGUGCGGGAUGCAGCCGUUGGCAAACUCCAACAUACGUGGAAGGGUGCACCGAGGAUUUCAAGAGGCAUUGCUCAGGGUGAAUCCAUCCAAGAUUGUGAAGCGCAUGGAAGGCGCCAACGAGUCCACUUGGCUUGUGACAGGCCAUUCGUUGGGUGGUGCAAUGGCAACUCUCUUUGCGCAAUUUUGCUUGGAGCGAGCUUCGGGCAACGUUGUCCUGGUUACUUUUGGAGCCCCUCAUCCAGGAGAUUCCGCAUUCCAGCAAGAGAUGGAGAAGCAUGCACGCUCUGGACGCCUUCGGAUUGUCAGAAUGACCAACCACUUGGAUCCGGUUCCGUCCCUUCCUGGUGUAGUUGCGGGGGAGUUCCGCCACCCAUGUAGCCCAACGUUUGCGGACGUGUUACCUGCACAAAUCUGCCAUACGGUGGUUGAUUUUGUUUCCAUGAUGUUCCGCAACAUGAAGUGGUUAGAUGGCUGCCACGAUGAGUGCGCUCCGCUGCAUGAUCUAGCAAAACGCAAUCACAGCAUGGAUGUGUAUGUCAGGAACAUUGCAGACUUGAACGUGGCGCAUGCUUGCAAGACGGUAAUGGAGUUCUGCAAGGCAGCCACAUCUUUCACAGGCGUGCCACUUCCCCCAGCAGUGCAGGUGUUCUUGGAUGUGUUUUCUGCUCCUCAGUGCUCUGCUCAGCAAAUCGGGUGUCAGUUUGGUGCUGCUUCAGUGAAUUGUUUUCAGGAGUCACUUGCCAACAAGCUGUCUGGGAGUCUGAGCUUGUCGCAUGAAUCUGCGUCAGAAGCCAUACAAAUCAUUUCCCAGGGCCUCCAGACUGCUGCCGGCACAGGACGGGCUGACCUAACCGCUAUUGAGGUGUCAACGCGUGCUGCUUGGGCCUAUGCGAUUGAGGGGCGGGUGAUCAGCUGGUUCUCAAGAUGGUCCGAGGGUUUGUCAAUGGACGUGCUGAAGAAGAUGUCUGGAGCCGUCCUAUGCGGCGUGACUGCAUGGAUGAAAGACUCCUACGGAUACAUCCGUGCCUUUAUGUCCGGUGAGAUCGAUGGCUUUGACACGCUCAAAGCCAUCAUGGGAGCAGGCUUUGAAGCUGUUUGCCUUGCCGCUGGAGGAGCUGCGGGUGCGUGGGCCUGUUGCACGACUGCAGUUGCCAUUGGCUUGACAGGUCCCAUCGGCUGGUUGUGUGCAGGCUUGGCGGGCUUGGCGGGCACGGGGCUGGGCGCGUACCUGGGCAAGAUGCUGGGCACCAAAUUGCGAGGAUGGUUCCAUGAGAUGUUCGGGGGCAGCCCAGAUAUGGCCAAGCUGCGAGCCUACAAGGAGUUGGGCCUCAGCAGCUCGGCCUCGCCGGACGAGAUCCGAACGGCUUUCAAGCACCUUGCAUUGCAGCGGCACCCCGACAAAGGAGGAGAUAAAGAAGCAUUCCACCGCCUGAGGAUGGCAUAUGGGGUCCUCUGCGCUGCACAUUCGACCUGCCCAGAGGACAAGAUUGUUGAGAGGAACUUUGAGACCAAGGCCAUCAUGGACGGAUGGACGCUCAACAAGGAGGUGGAGCUGUUGGACGAUGCUGCCUUGGCAUCCUUCAAGAAGGAAACUAAGGAGAUGCAGGUCGGCAAGCUGGAAUGGCUCUUGGCUUCACUGAAGGGGCUCCAAGAGAAAGUGGCAGUGCUCAGGAAGGACUUGCGCAAUGUGAAGUAUCAUACGCUUGGGCUGUCCCCCGGUGCUUCCAAGGCCCAGCUGACCAAGGCUUACCAUCAGCUGGCGCUCAAGCUCCAUCCGGACAAGAAGCGCUUGGACUCAGACGUGGCUUUCAAAAACUUACAGAGCGCCUACAAGGAGCUGCUUUCGUGCGUCGAUGGGAGCGCUGCGUCUGAGGAAGCAUCAGACCAGCCAGCCACCGAGGAUUCCAAGGCCACAAGCCCUGAGCAGCAGCUUCAAGAGCGGUACCUGUUGAUCCGGAAGAUCGUCAAGAGUGAGAGUUCGCAGGUGAAGGAUUUGCAGACCGAGUUGGACAAAGCGCUCAUGAUGCCCGCAUACUGA